AUGGCGGCUACGGUUGAUCACAAAACCCUGGACAUGGAGCCACCCACCAAUGGCAACUUUCUAGCUCAACGCUGCAACUCAUUCCGGUCCCCUAGUUUCAAAAUCAAACGCCAUCCUGAAAUAACUCUCACUAUUAACGAUGACGAUGACGAUGACGAUUCCUCCUUUGAUCGCCACGAUGACAACAAUGAUUACUUUCGGGAUUUAAUCCGAAAGGGUAAGGAGGAAAUCGAGCCGUCGGUUCUUGAUCCAAGGGAUGAGGGCACGGCGGACAAUGGGAUCAUCAGAAAUCCUUCCAUGAUCCGUCUUACCGGAAAACACCCCUUUAACUCUGAGCCGCCGUUGGACCGUCUAAUGCGUCAUGGCUUCAUCACCCCGGCCCCACUUCACUAUGUUCGUAACCACGGUCCGGUUCCAAAGGCUGACUCGUCUAAUUGGACGAUUGAAAUCAUCGGACUCCUCGAAAAUCCGACAACAUUCACACUCCAACAACUUGUCAAUGACUUCAGAUCUAUCGAGUUUCCAGUUACUAUAACGUGUUCUGGCAAUCGACGAAAGGAGCAAAACAUGUUCAAACAAACUAUUGGGUUCCAUUGGGGAGCUGCCGUGACCUCUACCUCACUAUGGCGGGGCGUGCCAUUACGUGAAGUACUAAAACGGUGUGGCAUCUUCAGCCGUCAUAGAGGAGCCUUGUAUGUAUGGAUGGAAGGUGCUGAUGACCUCCCUGGUGGAGGAGGCUGCAGCUAUGGCACCAGCAUAAGAAGAGAAAUGGCAAUGGACCCAUCAAGAGAUAUCAUAAUAGCCUACAUGCAAAAUGGCGACCCUAUCCCACCCGACCAUGGCUUUCCAGUAAGGAUGAUUGUACCGGGGUUCACCGGUGGGCGUAUGGUCAAAUGGCUCAAACGAAUCAUCGUUACAAAUAGAGAAUCUGACAAUCAUUAUCAUUUUAUGGACAAUCGUGUGCUUCCGUCUCACGUUGAUUCUGAAUUGGCAAACGCGGAAGGAUGGUGGUACAAACCGGAGUAUGUUAUCUACGAGAUGAACAUAAACUCGGUGAUAACAACGCCAUCACACGAUGAGAUGCUAUCUAUCAAUUCACAGACGACUCAGUCGACGUACACGCUGAGGGGAUACGCAUAUUCGGGUGGUGGGAAGAAAGUGACACGGGUGCAGGUGACGUUGGACGGUGGGGAGACGUGGAAAAUAUGUAAUUUGGAGUACCAUGAGAAGCCCAACAAGUAUGGGAAGUAUUGGUGCUGGAUUUUCUGGUCGGUUGAGGUGGAAAUUGUGGAGCUGUUUGGCUCCAAGGAGAUUGCUGUCCGAGCUUGGGAUGAGACCAACAACACGCAACCAGAAAACCUCAAUUGGAAUCUCAUGGGCAUGAUGAACAACUCAUGGUUUCGAAUCAAGAUUAACGUAUGCAAACCCCAAAACGGAGAGCUGGGAAUCGUGUUCCGCCACCCAACUCUCCCCGGCAACCAGUCCGGCGGCUGGAAGGAAAAGGACAAAAUCAAUCCCACCGACCCACCUUCCUCAAAACCCACAAACGACAAAAACAAGACCACCGCCGCCAAAACAUUCCCCAUGUCGGAAGUCAAAACCCACAACACGCCGGAAUCCUCCUGGAUCGUCGUCCACGGCCACGUCUACGACUGCACUCCGUUUCUCAAAGCCCAUCCCGGCGGCGCCGACAGCAUCCUCAUCAACGCCGGAACCGACUGCACGGAAGAGUUCGACGCCAUCCACUCCGACAAAGCCAUAAACAUGCUGGAAGACUACAUGAUCGGCGACUUAUUGACCGAAAACGACAGUGAAGAGAAGACGUCAUCAUCCGAAGCGGUUGAACAACACGUGGCACUGGUCCCAGGAAAGAAAAUCCCGGUUAAAUUGAUAUCGAAGAUUUCAAUAUCUCACAACACGAGAAUUUUCCGGUUCGGUCUAUCUUCAAAAGACCAAGUUUUGGGAUUACCCGUCGGAAAGCACAUAUUUUUAUGCGCCAAUAUCGAGGGAAAGCUCUGCAUGAGAGCCUACACGCCGUCAAGCUCCGUUGACGAAAUGGGCUUCUUUGACUUGGUCGUAAAAGUUUACUUCAAGAAUAUGCAUCCCGAUUUCCCAAAUGGCGGCCUCAUGUCACAGUAUCUAGACUCACUCCCAUUGGGCUCAAUCGUAGACGUAAAAGGCCCACUGGGCCACAUAGAAUACCUGGGCCGCGGCAACUUCACGGUCCACGGAAAGCCCAAAUUCGCGAAGAAGCUGGCGAUGGUGGCCGGCGGGACAGGGAUAACGCCGAUAUAUCAAGUGGUGCAGGCGAUAUUAAAGGAUCCGGAGGACGAGACGGAGAUGUAUGUGGUGUAUGCGAAUCGGACGGAGGAGGAUAUUCUGCUGAGGGAGGAGUUGGACACGUGGGCGAAGGAGAAUGAAAGAUUGAAAAUAUGGUACGUGGUGAAGGAUGGCGUUAAAGAAGGGUGGCCGUACAGCGUGGGGUAUAUUAAGGAAAGUGUUCUGAGAGAGCAUAUUCCGAUGGGGUCGCCGGAGAGUCUGGCUUUGGUGUGUGGGCCGCCGCCGAUGAUUGAGUUGACAGUGAAGCCCAUAUUGAAAGAAAUGGAGUAUGACUUAGAGACUUCGUUGCUGGUGUUUUGA
Molecule: messenger RNA, 2640 nt
Organism: Cucurbita pepo subsp. pepo (vegetable marrow)
Lineage: Eukaryota; Viridiplantae; Streptophyta; Magnoliopsida; Cucurbitales; Cucurbitaceae
Product: nitrate reductase [NADH]-like
Biological process (GO): nitric oxide biosynthetic process; nitrate assimilation; sulfur compound metabolic process
Molecular function (GO): molybdopterin cofactor binding; nitrate reductase (NADPH) activity; sulfite oxidase activity
Source: RefSeq, a predicted model, not a curated record